This is a messenger RNA of Ochotona princeps (American pika), 1790 nucleotides long. It is a transcript of the gene ARRB2, whose product is annotated as arrestin beta 2. Gene Ontology annotation, cellular component: cytoplasm. Gene Ontology annotation, molecular function: angiotensin receptor binding. Gene Ontology annotation, biological process: G protein-coupled receptor internalization; positive regulation of ERK1 and ERK2 cascade; signal transduction. NCBI's taxonomy places the organism in Eukaryota, Metazoa, Chordata, Mammalia, Lagomorpha, Ochotonidae. The transcript is spliced from 15 exons. The record is from RefSeq and is a predicted model, not a curated record. Bases 116 to 1345 code for a protein of 409 amino acids.
GGGGAAGAGGGAGAAAGAGCGAGGGCGCGCGUGCGCAGUGGCGCGGGGAGGAGCAGGACCUGGCAGCGGGCGCCGAGGCUGCGAGCGAGCCGCGGACCGGGCGGCCGCGCGCACCAUGGGGGAGAAGCCGGGCACCAGGGUCUUCAAGAAGUCCAGCCCUAACUGCAAGCUCACCGUGUACUUGGGCAAACGGGACUUUGUGGAUCACCUGGACAAAGUGGACCCUGUAGAUGGUGUGGUGCUGGUGGACCCUGACUACUUGAAGGACCGCAGAGUGUUUGUCACCCUCACCUGCGCCUUCCGCUAUGGCCGGGAAGACCUGGACGUGCUGGGCUUGUCCUUCCGCAAAGACCUGUUCAUCGCCACCUAUCAGGCCUUCCCCCCAAUGCCCAACCCGCCCCGGCCCCCCACCCGCCUGCAGGACCGGCUGCUGAGGAAGCUGGGCCAGCACGCACACCCCUUUUUCUUCACGAUACCCCAGAACCUGCCCUGCUCUGUAACACUGCAGCCGGGACCAGAAGACACAGGGAAGGCCUGCGGGGUAGACUUCGAGAUUCGAGCCUUCUGUGCCAAAUCGUUAGAAGAGAAAAGCCACAAAAGGAACUCGGUGCGCCUGGUAAUCCGCAAGGUGCAGUUUGCCCCUGAGAAGCCCGGUCCCCAGCCGUCAGCCGAAACCACACGCCACUUCCUCAUGUCUGACCGGUCCCUGCACCUCGAGGCUUCUCUGGACAAGGAGCUGUACUACCACGGGGAGCCCCUCAAUGUCAAUGUCCAUGUCACCAACAACUCUACCAAGACCGUCAAGAAGAUCAAAGUCUCUGUGAGACAGUACGCCGACAUCUGCCUCUUCAGCACUGCCCAGUACAAGUGUCCCGUGGCCCAGCUGGAACAGGACGACCAGGUGUCCCCCAGUUCCACCUUCUGCAAGGUGUACACCCUCACCCCGCUGCUCAGUGACAACCGGGAGAAGCGUGGCCUCGCCCUGGAUGGCAAGCUCAAGCACGAAGAUACCAACUUGGCGUCCAGUACCAUUGUGAAGGAGGGAGCCAACAAGGAGGUGUUGGGCAUCUUGGUAUCCUACAGGGUCAAGGUGAAGCUGGUGGUGUCUCGAGGCGGGGAUGUCUCCGUGGAGCUGCCUUUUGUCCUUAUGCACCCCAAACCCCAUGACCACAUCACCCUGCCCAGACCCCAGUCAGCGGUUCCUGAGACAGAUCUCUGUGUGGACACCAACCUCAUCGAAUUUGACACCAACUAUGCCACCGAUGAUGACAUUGUGUUCGAGGACUUUGCCCGCCUGCGGCUGAAGGGCAUGAAGGAUGAUGACUACGAUGAGCAGUUCUGCUAGGAAGAAGGGUGGGAGGGCUCGACCAAGACCCUCCCCACCACUGCAGCUGGGGGCAGGGCUGGCCUGGGCUCUCUUCCCUUCCCCUGCGUCUGGCACAUUCCUCCACCACCCUGCCCUACAACCCCCUCCCCCGAGAUACGUACUGGACCCAUCUCCGGUCAAUGUGGGCAUUAAUUUCUUACGGCUCUGCCUCCCCAGCACCCCUUCCAAGGGGGGCGUGGCAAGCCGUGUUCAAACCUACACUUUUCCAAUGGACGAUAACAGGAGGGGACAGUGGGGAGAAAGGGCUCCCACACACGGCCUCGCCCAGUGCGCCCCUCCUGUCACUUUGUCUGCCUCUUGUUCCUCCAAGGUGACAGCCUGGUUGGGGAGAGGAGGGCUGGGGGAGGACAAGGCUGUGGCUUUGUUUCUGAGCAUAAGGAAGAAAAUAAACCUUUUACUAGGC